AGCUCAGAUUUACCUAAACUUGCUGCCAUUCUGUGGCCCAAUCAGCCGUCAUCACCAUAACUGACUAGAAAUUCACAAACACAAUCCGAGUCCUGCUAGCAUGGUUCUAACUUUUACCUUAAAUCAGAUGAAUCUGCCAGAAGAGGGCAGCUGUAGGGUAGAACCCUGGACUUGGAAAUCCUAAACUGCUUAACAAACGUGUUUUUUAGCAACAGCUGAGCAAGCUGAGAGCCACAUGUGCACACUACAUUCACUAAAGCAAAUACGGGUCUUUAAGAGAAUUUAAUGUCAUAAUUAUGAGAUCUAAUCACGAGGAAGGUUGAAAAUAGCGAUUUUUAAAAAAAGAGAAGUCUGAAAACUGAAGUUAAAAGACUUCUCUUUGAAAAACAGAGCUUAGAUAUUAUAAUGUUGUUGUGGAAACGGCUGCUUUACUCUAAGCUUUCACCACAAAUGUAGAGCAGCAACACUGGCGCUGUUUUUUUGACUUUCUUUGAAAAUUAAAAUCCCUUACUGACAACUAGCACCGAUCUCCUAAAGAUCUAUGAGAACCGAAUCUCGUGACUAGAAGACAGCAGGUUAUAAUAACAAGCUCAGGCCUCUUUCUUUCACACUCUUUCCAUGUUACUCAAGUUUCCCACUUGUCAUGAAUUCCAAGGUGCCAGAUCCAUCCUCACACUUUCUCCAGUGUGUGGGACUGCCGUCAACAGACACAGCGACAGACCACAUGCACAGGCUGAAAGAAAUGCUUGAAGCGACGAUGGAUCUGUACACCUUCAUGAGAACCAGCGUGAGAGGCGUUCCAUUUCUGAGCCUGCAGGGGGAGCUGGAGUUAAACCUGAAGGCAGACCCUCUCCAGAACGAAGCCCUGGUCCAGAUGUGGCUGGAGGUGAAGAUCAAACCUCUGCUGAAAUCCAUCACCAAACAGUUCCUGACCUGCCUGAGCACCAAGAACUUCAGCUGCUCCACCUACCAGACUGUAGUCAAGGAGCUCAGUCACCAUUAUUCUGAGAUGCAUCCAGUCAGACAAAAGUGGAUCUACAUGUUCUUCAUGUACCCCUUCCUGUCUGGAGACAGAGUCGCUGGCUGUGUGAAUCCGAGUGAGAGCAGUGAGGAGUGGUUGAUGAAGAACUUUGGUUCGUUCAGAGCCAUGGCUCGAAUGAAGGACUUUUCAACACUCAACAUGGUCUUCAGUGGAUUGGAGGUUCUUCACCUGUUGUCCCCAGAACAAAAAGCUGAGCUGCUGAUGAGGCCUGAGGUCGCAGGCUUAGACAACGGCACCUUAUCCCUGGUCUUCCACAGUUUGAUGACAGGAGGCUCUGGCCCUCCCCCCACCGCUGGUCCUGGAUGGGGGCACAGUGGGACGACUCCUGGAUGGAACCAGAACUGGACCACUCCCGGAUGGAACCAGAACUGGACCACUCCCGGAUGGAACCAGAACUGGACGACUCCUGGAUGGAAUCAGAACUGGACCACUCCCGGAUGGAACCAGAACUGGACCACUCCCGGAUGGGGCCACAACUAUACGAGCCCUAGAUACCCAUCUAUCUCACCCUCCUAUCCUACAAAACCUGCAUAUAAACCAUACCCACCAUCUCCACAGCAUGCCCUGAAAGAGGUUGCAGAGGGAUUUAUGAUGGCUUUCAAACCUAUAUCGAACUUUGUUCAUGACUUUGUGUCCUUCACUGAAGAGAGGGAUGUGUCAGAAAUGAGAAGCACUACUCUGACUCAGUUCCUGCUCAACUGGACUCUGGCUGAACUGGCAGACAUGUAUCGGCCGCCAAACAAAACUGCACUUCCAGAGAUACCAAAUUUUGACGUGACAGAUGUGGAGGACUGGUACCGGCAAGUUGUGAUGCCAUUGUUGCAGAGUUUCUUGCCUGAUGACACGAUGCUGAUGCAUGAAAACAUCACGCUCGCUUUUCACAAUGUGUUCUAUUUGGAUCAUGGUAAUGGCAACGAAUCCUCUGAAAUCCAGGAUGUCUGUAGCAUCACCCUUGAUAAAAACCCUUGUGCGCUGACUGAUAUGGUGAAAAAUGUGGCCCAUGUUAUGCACUGUGCUGCUCGCACCAACCUGACAAUGAAUGAGGAGACGGUCAUGAGACUGAUAGAAGAGCUGACCAAGCGUCUGAAUUCCCUGAUCAGAGAGCUGGCCUCAGCAAACUUCACGGAACUGGCGCACGACUUUCAUCAGAUCUUUAGAGAGCCGGAGUCUCCGUCUCUGACCCGGGACCACCUGGAGGACCCGGACUUCAUCAAGCUCUGGUUCAAGGUCAAAGUGCUGCCCCUCCUGCCCGACGUUCAUCCAGACCUCCUCUCCUGCCUCAGCACCAAGAACUUCUCCUGCCUCGUUUACCAAACCAUUGUGGCAGAUUUCGGCAGAACCAUGGCUGUUAUGGAUGCUGAUCCGAUGUACAGUGAAAGCAUCUACGAGCACUUCAUCUAUCCCUUCCUGCUGCAUCACAACACCUCUGACCCGCAGUGUGUCUCUUCAGCCACUGACAGCGCAGAAUGGCUAAAAAAUAAUUUUGGUUUCUUCUCAACAUUCGUCUCCGUCGUUGACUUCUACCGGCUCAACCCACGUUUCUCUGGACUUGAGGUUCUUCAGCUUCUGUCUCCAAAACAACUGGCAGAGAUGCUGCUGCUGCCUCUGCCUGCUCCACCUCAGAAAGACGUCGUUAUCGAACAAGUGUUUGACUUCCUCUUGAACUCAUCUGAGCUCAGGAAGUUGCCAGAGGUCCUGCACUUUGCAGUCCAGCUCGCUACAAAGGUCAAUCCUCCCUGCGAGGUCUACAAACAAAUUUUGGAGCGACUGUACAAAGCCAUACCAACUCUGCCUCCAGACGUGGAACCGGCCACUUGGGCUGCCGUUGACGACCUGAUAAAUGUUGCACCAUUAGCGUGUGUGCCGGACAACCUGACGUGCCCAGUGACCCGGUUCAAUGAAACUAAGAUCUGCAAAGGAGUCGACAGUUCUGUUCUACAGUCCCAUUUCAACACAUCCAUGCAAGUUCCCUGCAACGUUACCUUGGAGAAAUACGCUUGUGCACAGCUGGAGAACUUCACAGCGGAUCAGCUGGUGUCGCUCAUGAAGUGCAAUCUGUCUGGAAACAGCAGCCACUCCAGAGUCCUGUGGAAGACGCUGCUCACUAAAGUCUCCAUGGUUUUGGUCCCAGCUCUGGACCUGCUGGGUGACAUGUCCACACCUGUGGUUAUUCCGUCAGCGAUGGAGAUUUUGGAUGUGAUUGGAGAGAUGAGAUUGGUGAGGCUGACUGAUGAGCAGCUGAUGAACAGCAGCGUGAUCAGACUGUGGUUCUCUGACCGUCUGGGUGGCUUCUUGUCGUCUGCAUCAGGAGGGUUUCUGCGCUGUUUGAGCAACAGGAAUCUCAGCUGUCAGUCAUACCAGCAAAUACUGCAGGUGUUCAUCCAGCACUUUGAGAGCAUGACCUUAAAACAGCAGCAAGCGGUCUUGAAGAAUUUCAUCCUCCGUUUCCUGCAGCAGCCACGCUCAGACCCAGGCUGUGCGUCUGCCUUCAACAGCACUGCAGAGGGGCUCAAGAACAAUCUGGGUCCAUUUUCAGGGUUGUUGUCGUUUAAAGAACUGCUUGACCUCAACCCACGAUUCAACCCUCUGGAGGUCGUACCUCUCCUGACUCCAGAGCAGAGUGCAGAGCUGGUGGUGCUGCCGCUUCCAGAAAAAGACGUCAUUAUCGACACACUCUUUGAUUACUUCACCGAGUCUCCCAACGAGAAGAAAUUCUCAGAGUUUCUGUCUUACCUCGUCAAAUUCAGUCCACAGGGAAACCUUUCAUGUUCAUCGUACAGGACACUGUUUACCAGGCUGGAUUUGGCCAUGGCUACAGUCUCAUUUCAAACAGUUUCAGCCAUCACAUACGCCAAAAUGUCCUUAUCCAAGCACAUACCACCUGGCUGCAUCAUUUACAGCACACAGUGCAAUGUGACCAUGACAAACGAAACGGAUAUCUGUGCCGGAGUGAACAGCACCAAGCUUCAGCUCCUCCUCGACAGCGGAGAGUUGAGCGGACCUUUCUGUGAAUUUUCUGUCGAGGAAUUCGCCUGUGCUUCGCUGUCAGCGCUGAAAGCACAGGACCUGGCAGAGAUGCUGAAGUGUGAUCGCUCCUCCAGCUCCAGUGGCUCCAGAGCCGUCUGGAAGCUUCUCCUCUCCAAAGCUUCUCUGGUGCUGGAUGAAGCUUUGGAUCUUCUCACCAACACGACUCUGAACCCGAAGGAUCCUGCAGUGCCACUGGUUCUGAACGCCAUACGAGAAAUCCGCUUUGACAUCAGCCUGUCCAGCAUCAAUGAUCCUGCCUUCAUCCAGCUGUGGUUUAACCGCCGCCUGCUCCCUUUCCUGUCCGCUGUCCCUCCCGACUUCCUCUCGUGUCUCAUCACGAAGGGUUUGAACUGCAGCACCUACCAGCACAUUUUGCAGACUCUGACCCGUCUGCAGCCAAACAUGACGCUUGCCACCCAGAUGACUGUCUACACGCACUUCAGCAAGGUUUUCCUGACCAGGAACAACACUGCAGACCCAUCCUGCAGUUCAAACAUAAACAGCAGUGCACAGUGGCUGCAGAAGAACCUGGGAGGUUUCUCUGUCCUCGUGCCCUUCAGCGACAUCCAGAUGCUCUACCCCAGCUUCUCAGCGAUGGAAGCGCUGUCACAGCUGUCGGUCAGACAACUAGCAGCCUUGUCCUCCACACCUGGCCAGCUCACCUCGGCUGCACAGGUCAACAUGGUGCUGAAACACGUCCCCGACCGCCUUCUCACCGCCUUUUUUGAUGACUAUUCUCCGGCCAUCGUGGGUCAUGAGAACAUGAUCCCCUCUGCGGUGAGGUCAGCCGUGUUACAAGUCGUGUUCGAUCGAGCCAAUCUCUCCAGUCCUUCAGUGAGCGAUCAGGAUGUUCUGCAGUGGCUCAGAAACCGGCUUCGACCGCUGCUGUUCAACCUGUCGCCGUCUCACGUUGCCCCGUUCUUCGGAAUACUGGCGGGAAGGAACUGCAGCACCGAGCAGCAGGGUGUAGAGGAGCUGAAUCUGACCAUCUCAACUCUCAGUGGAGACACUCAACAACAAAUCUACAAUCACAUCAUUGGGACUCUCAAAGGCCCUGAACCUCUCCGUUGCUAUGGCGACAACUACAACCACAGUUUCUACGGUUUUGUAGAGCGUUCAUUCCUGGGAUUCCAGUUCCCCAACCUGACCACCUUCCUGUCGCUCAUGCCUCACGACAGAAUGCAUCUGCUGGUGAACUCCAUCCCUGUAUCAGAUGUUGGAGAUCUACUCCGUCGUCCGGAUGUCGUCGACAACAACGCAGAGCUGUGUGUGCUCUACCAAAACUACAACCUGAUACAGAUGUUCCUGCAGAAGGAGUCUCUCCCAGAGGUGUUGAGGCUGCCCACUCUGGACUGCGUCUGGCCCAUAGCUCUGAGCAGCUCCAACAGGCCAGAUGUUGAAAUGUGGUUCAGCCAAAGCCUCACACGCUUCAACCCGUUGGUCAGAAGGGAUAUGAUCGAACCCAAUGUCACGCACAAUGCCUCCUGCUUGGCCUUCCAACAGCUGGUUAAAUUUCUAGACGAACAUAACUACACUGCUGCAGACUUUACCAGGAGAGACGUGUUCAUGACCAUCAGGGAUUACCUCAACUCAGACACGGUGCCAAGGUGUUACAACAGCAGCGACCCAGAGCUAAACUCCACAGCUUGGUUUGCUGAGUACAUUGGUCCUUUCACGCCUUUUCUCACUCUGGAGGUUCUUCAAACAUUUGGAUCUGAAGAGGAUCUCCAAGUGUUCACGGUGAACCUUGAGAACAUCGCGCUCCUCAACCACUCCGUCUUACCUCAGAACCUCACCGACUACUACACUCAGCUUGUAUAUCAAGAGGACAGCAACUUCAACCCCUUGCUUCUUCCUCUGCUUUGUCGGUGUGUCGCUCCCGGUCCGGCGUUCAGCCAGCUGACUGCAAACCAAAGCAUGAUACUUCUUCCUGACCUCACCAGCCUCUGUACAGACCUGGACCCACAGGUCGCUGCUGCUUUGGCUGGUAACUUUGGUGACAAAAUUGAUGCCACGUCCAUUGCUACCCUGGGCAGUGAAAGCAUCGGCAUGUCCACAGGACAGAUCAUGGUAAUAAACCCUCAGGACCUGUUCAAAGCCCUUGGAACUCUCCGCCUUGUGAUGGGGUGGAAUGAAGGUCAGGCCAGGGCCAUCAUCCAGGCUCUGAUGUCUUCAGGGAUGAUGCAGAUCAACAGCUCGUCAUCACUCUUCAUGCUGGGCUCUCUCGUUGUGGGUGUACCCACCAGAGUGUUCAAGAGCAUCAGCACCUCCGAGCUGCUCACCGCAUCCAAAAACACUUCAAUUCUGGCACAUCUCAUGUUGGCCCCGCCGCUCGUCCAGGAGACCUUUGUUACUCAGAUCAUAUCGGUGAACACCAACAGCGAGCAGAUCAUACAGAACGUUCCAGAUGAGCUGGCCACUGAGAUCCCUCGAUCUCAGCUUCUCGGCUUCUCAAAUAACAGGAGCGUUAUCACCACAAUCAACAAGAAGAAAUGGAAACGGCAGCAGGCUGAGUUGUUCUUUAGUGUAAUCGCCGCGGAAACUGCGACAGCACAGCUGGGAACUCCGAACAAUUUGUCGUCCUCUGUGCUGCAAGGGUUCACGUGCACCGGUGUGAGGACGAUUCAAAGGGUGCAGAUCAAGAGGUUGGUCAGAGCCUGUCGGAGGAGAGGCAGGAACAAGGUCAAACUGGUGGAGACUCAGCUGACCUGCAUGUACAACUACAUUAGAGUGGACCCAGACGCCACCAACUUCACCCUCUACCCUCAUGACAUGCUGCUGUACUACGAUUACUCGUUGGUGCCACAGGCCGACUGCAGGCCCUAUUUUGAACAGCUGGCAGAUGCAGACUUCAGUGUCUUCUCCUUGGCCCUCAGCUACAAGCGAACUGAUCUGUUUGAUAAUUCCAGGACCUGCCUGGGUAUAAAAAACACAAGCUUGACUGAGGACAAUGUAUCAGUUUUGGGGAACAUGUGUUGCACUCUGAGUGGAUCCUACAUCCAGAACUCUGAUCCGUCCAUCCUGGAGAAACUCAAGAACUGCCCUGAAAUUAGUGACGCCCAAGCAGCAGCUGUUGAAACCCUGCUGAGUAGCGGAAAUACACGAUACGGCGCUCCUUCAACGUGGAAUGAGCAAACCCUGAAGGACCUCGGGAUGUUUCCGCUCUAUUUGAAGUCCACCUUCUAUCAAAACUUCAACAAAAAAACAAAGCGCAUGUUCUUGAAGUACUUCCUGAAAGUUUUGAGGAAAGACAAAGUGGAAAGACGGAAGAGGAGGAAAAUGAAGAGAGAAAUAAGACUGUCCAAUAGAAUGAAGUCAAAGCGAUCUAUAGGCAGUGAAUGCACUGUUGGAGAGAUCACCCAGGUGACUAUCAGCGAUGAAACGUUCCCCUUCGACUAUGACGAUAUAAACCAGUUCAACUGCUGCCUCACAGCCAAAACUGUCCAAGACAACCUGAAAGCCAUCACUGACAAGGUGGAUCAGGAGGAAUACCUCGAGGUUGUUCUCAGCAAGUUGCAAGAGGCUUAUGCUGCCAACUCUACCAUCCCUGAAAGUCAAGUUCAGCUCUUAGGCCCAGCGUCCCGUCUAGCCACCACUGAAUAUAUCAACAAGUGGGAAAUCACUCAGAUUGACACAUUGGCUGCCUUGAUGGACUCAUCAGAUGGAGCGUGGGAUCCAAACCUGGCUAAAGAAAUCAUCACUAAGUAUCUGAGUACAGAAGGGAACACACUCGGCAGUGCAGAGCUGAACGCCAUUGGAGGACCAAACUUGUGUUCUCUGGACUCAGAUGUUGUGAAGAACAUUUCUCAGCAAAGCCUCGGAGACGCCGAUGCCCUGAUCGUGUCCAACUGCACCAAACAGAAAAAGCAAGACCUCUUCCCCAUUGCCAGACAAGCAUUCAGUGGAGAUACUCGCACAGCUAUCUCCGUUUCCUCUUACCAGCUCAUACAACCUUACAUGGGGGGUGCACCGUCAGACUUUGUCAAGAGUUUGGUGGCUGCAAAUGUCAGCAUGGACUUGGCUACCUUCACCAGUUUGGAUGAGGAUAUUGUUCUGAAUCUGACCGUUAGUGAAGUUCAAGGCCUUCUUGGCAACAACUUGGCAGAUCUGAAGGCCUAUGAAAACCAAACGCUGGUACAGAACUGGAUCAUCAGGACGCCCCAGACGGAGCUUGACACACUGGGUAUUGGGCUGAAAGGAGGCAGAGCUGACCCGACAACUGCCCCCGCCUCCAACGCUACCACUACCUCCGCCUCCAACGCUACCACUGCCUCCAACUCUUCUGUCACCGCCAUCAACCCCGCUGCUCCUACAGCAGCCACUGUUGCGUCUUCCUCUACCACCACAGGUAAUGGUAACCGCAUCCGUGCAGACGCUGGUUUCUCCCUCCUUGUUCUCCUCGCACUCCUCAUCACUUCUCAACACGCUAUAAUGUGAAGAAACUGGACUCACGUGGCUGAUUACCAUCCAAAAUGCUUAAGUGGAACAGAAAAUAAAAUUAUAUUGUUUUUAUUUAUCACUAAUAGAAGUAAAUAAUGUAAAAGAGAAGAGCAUUUAAGACAUGCAAUAUUUUAUUGUUCAUUAUCAAUCAUGUACAAUAAUAACACAAUAGAUGUAAAUAAUGAACUCUCGAUUUCUUAAUCCUUCAGGAAUAGGUUUUGCCACAAUUACUUUUAAGGUCAUUUAUUUGAUUUUCUUUUGCUUUUUCCGCUUUGGUUGUUAACAUGAUUCAACAGUUUCAGGUUCAAAUCUGUAAAGUUAAAAAAUGAGGGAAAAUGAAGGUGACAGUUUCUGCUGUAUUUGUGCUGCUGUAUCCAUUUUGAGAAAGCACUUUCUUUAUGCAGAUUUACCCCGAAAAUGCGCUAUGAGAUCAACAAUAAAUGCACAUUGUAUAUCA
Molecule: messenger RNA, 8966 nt
Organism: Acanthochromis polyacanthus (spiny chromis)
Lineage: Eukaryota; Metazoa; Chordata; Actinopteri; Pomacentridae
Exons: 61
Coding region: 644-8506 (2620 amino acids)
Biological process (GO): cell-matrix adhesion
Cellular component (GO): cell surface
Source: RefSeq, a predicted model, not a curated record